AUGGGUGCUCAUCGAAGUGAGGGACGGAGGGAUUGGCUUCAACAAGAUGCUGUUGAACAGCCGCCCAUACAAACUAUGGUGAGCACUAAGCUAAGCAUGCAUUACAAAUAAUACUUUCUUACGAAUUGUGAUUGCUAGACAGUCAUGUUACGAUAAAGUGCACAACUGAGUCUUCUUAAAUGUGCUUCUAUCUGGCUAGCUAUCGCAGAUUGACAGCUCGAGCUCAUUCCUCAACUCUUCCGUGGAAGCGAGGUGAUGAUGUCAUGCGAUUGUAAUUUCUACAGUUUAUAGGCAGGGUAUACACUACAAGUUUCUUUCGUCCCAGACGAAUUUUCAUAAGCGGGGUGAAAUCCUAAGAACUUGAGCUAGGAUCAGUACGUCGGGACUCUCGUAGUUUUGAGAGCACCGAUGAUGAGUGUUCCGUUCUCCAGAUCCCUGUCGUAUGUCCCGAUAAUGCUUAGCUGUGGUAUAUUGUCCAUAUACCACACCCCCUCGGGCCUUAUUGCUUAAAUAUCUACCUGCCCCAGGAUCUGUGCGUUAGAGAUGUUGAAGAUCAGCCUCCCGAGUGGUGCAGUGGUCUAAGCCACUGCAUCGCAGUGCUAGCUGUGCCACUAGAGAUCCUGGUUCGAAUCCAGGCUCUGUCGUAGCCGGCCGCGACCGGGAGACCCAUGGGGUGGCGCAUAAUUGGCCCUGCGUCGUCCAAGGUAGGGGAGGGAAUGGCCGGCAGGGAUGUAGCUCAGUUGGUAGUUAGCCAGGGUUGUGGGUUCAAUUCCCACGGGGGGCCAGUAUGAAACAAAUUAAAUAAAACAUAAUAAUGUAUGCACUCACCAACUGUAAAUCGCUCUGGAUUAGAGCGUCUGCUAAAUGACUAAAAUGUAAAAUGUGUCUCCAAUGCCCAGGAAGCUCCUAUUCAAACUCCCUUUAGACAGCUUUGCAAGCGUUGUAAUGUCAAUAUAGGUUAGUUACUCACCAAAUAUGGAGUUUCACUGAGCAACUAUCUCCAUUUACUCCCAUUACGGCCGGUAUGUACUUCCAAAAAAGGUCUAAACAAAAAUUUACCAAGCAUCCCAAAAAAUGCCUAUUCUGCACUUCCAAUGUAAAUCACUCAUUACUGCUACGCACAGGUCGGACAUCUACAACAGCUAACAGGUCUGCUAACAGACCUGAGCCCUACUGGACCGACAUCAUACGUUACAUUGUACAUCGGGUUAGGGUCGGAUAGGGCUUGUUUUUUCAUCAAUAACAAAGGUACGGGCAGGGCUUGGGUAUCACUAAAUUGAUCGCUAACAUUUUGAAGCUGAGCCAUUUACGCAUUCUCUGCGGCUCAGGACAGUCAUAUCUGACUAAGAUCAUAACAUGGUGUCAGAAGUGCUUCAACCUCAUCAAAUAUAAGACAGGAAGUUUAGAGAGACAACGUAGCUAACGGCUAACUGCGGUCUCGUGUCUCUUCAUUGAGCAGACAGCCCAAGUGGAGCUGUUGCUAUGGAUACUCAGACUCAGAGCUGCCAUGAGCAGAGCGAGCUGGCUGCGUGCAGGGAGUGAGUGAUAGACAGAGGAGCAGCUAAUGGAUUUACUAACAGAGGAAGUUAUUUCUGAUUUCAGGCAGGGCCUUAAAUUUGGCAUAAGCAAUCAUGCCAGGGUAGGGUAGGGCCUGAAUGUCGUGGGCAUAGGUAAUGCUCAGGCUUAAAAUUCAUGCCCGUGCAGGGCUCUAAUUGGAGGUGCCGAAGAGGCGUUCUUUCGUUUGCUUGUACAUCUUUAUGUAGACCGUAACGAGAGUAAAUGAAAGAUAGUUGCUCAGCUAAACUCCAUAUUUGGUGAGUAACAAACUUAUUUUGACAACGCUGGCAGAGCUGUCUAAUGGGAGUUUGAAUCGGAGCUUCCCGGGUGUUAGAGAUUAGACACGUCAUACUCAUCGUUGACAUCUCUAACGCACAGAUACUGGGGCGAUAUCUACCUAGUAUUUAAGAUGUCCCUUAAUGUACUGGAAUGUGUGAAUCAACAUAGCCUUAUUCAUGUGAUGAGAAUGUGAUGAUGACUCUGCUUCAUGCAGUGACUCACUCUGGUGAUGGCCUAAACUCACCAAAGGCGAGUGUGCGAGGCGUGUGUGAUUUAUUUGAGAUUAGAAUGCAGUGUUUUGAAUUAUAAUGACCUAACUGAACCCGGGCGGGGUUGUCCGCUUUGACGCUUCACUCAAUUAAAAUGUCUGUUUUUGUGUUUUAUGGCUGACUCUGUGCAUCCUUUGCCUCUUCUUCCAGAAUCCAUGGAACAUCAUGAUAAAACACAGACAGGUCCAUCGCAGGGGCAGACGCUCACAGAUGACCAUGAGGUAAAUUGACUGACUGUUAAAGGGAUAGUUCACUCAAACACAUUUUUAGUAUUUUGUUAAUUAGUCCACUUUUAAUAGUAAUACAAUACCAAAUAUUGUGCAUGUCAGCAGUCAAGUUUAAGAUAUUGCAUUUUUAGUACAGAGCAAAAACUGUGAUGAUUUGUUUUGUGAGAAUGACUUCACAGACAUAUUUUCCAAACGUUGUGAUAUAGCUAAUCUAUUCACUUUCUUUGUCUAUCUAGCUACACAGAUCCUGUUAUAUCCAUGGACCUCCUCCGAACGGUUCUACAGCCCAGCUUCAAUGAGGACAUUAUGGGAGUGUUCAGAAAAUACAUGAAGGUGAGUCUGCUGGAUAUAUUCUCUUCCAACUUCCAUUCAUUGGAAAUGGCAAUUAUCCCAUUGCUAAGUGAAUAUCUCCUCGCAGUGCGUACUCUCAUGACUUGCAUUUGUUUACUCAUAACUUCAACUAUCGUAAUUCUCUCGAGGGGAUUUGAUCAAAUGUUGAAUCCUUACUCAACACAGCUUCCAUAUUGAACAUGUUUGUUUUGUGUGCACCAGCUCAUGCUUUUUAUUAGCCAUCUUUAAUAGUACCUUUUCAUAUGAUUUAACGAGAGCGCGGAAUGGUUUACACCCUUAACAAAUCUGAAAUGUAAACUAACAAAGUCACUACUUUGCCAUUGAUAUGCUCAAAUACUUUGGCAUUUACUUGCCUCUGAAAUGUGACUCCUUUCUUCUGUGGAGAGCGGUCUUCAUAGUAUGACUUUCUUUACCGCAGUUCUUCGAGAAAGCAGCCAGCAACGUCAAGGAGAACGUCGGGGACGACGUUCAGACCGACCAGCUGAUCCGAGAAGCCUGCAGAAACUGUCUGGAAAAUGUAAGAAAGCAGCUAAAUGUAUUUUAAAGAAGUAUCUCUGUGUAGAUUGUGUGGUUAACACGCAGAGACGUCUAUGUGUAAUGUUCAUUUCCUGUCCCCUGUCAGGCCAAACAUCUCUUCUCAGACGGGGAGAAAGCGGCAGUCGCAAGAACAGGGCCUGAGCCUCCAGUCAAGGUAAAGGAAGGUUUUAAAUGAGUGAAGAGAACGAUGUCUCUUUCUCAAUCCAUCUUUCCUCGAUUCCUCGCAAAGUGCAUUUGAGGAGAGGGCCUUAACUUCUCCUCCAUUAUGGUUGAGAAGGAGGUGAGGAGAUAGGAUGCAAGGGAUUGCAGAAAUACUUAUCUAGAUAGAGCCCAAGUCUCAUAUAAAUGAAGUUGUCACAUAAGUGAAGUUGUUUUAAUGUGAACAUGAUACACUGAUUCACGCUUCCAACAAGUUAUGUUGUUAUUUGAAAGUGAGGAUGCUGGCUGGAAGUAUGAAUGAUUGAUUUCCUCAUUGCAUUAGUCUUAUUGCCUCUAAAACAUAAAUAGAGUUAUUGGAGGGGAAGUAGAGAACGCUAUCGCUGUCACUUCCAUCUCAGCGACAAUAUCUAUUUUCUUACAGCGGGUGAAACUGGAGGAUGAGUCCAGUCAAAGGGCCAGCCCUAUUCCAAAAAAGGUAACCUAGUCUGCCCUUCUUGUAGAAUAAACUUUUAGACUUCAUCAAAAUAAUAAACGUACCCAAAACCCAGAGUAACUGACAAUAUGGUAAUGUAUUUUCUUCCAGCGGAAAGGGCGCCCAACCGCUCCUGUCGGUUCUUACGACAAACCUGUUACAUAUAGCAAUGCGUGAGUGUGUGCUCCUGUUCGACAAGACAUGGUUUCACCUUUCUGCCAGUGAACAGUUGUUUUCUUUGUCAAAACCUACGCAAAAUACAAGUAAAAGCACUGAUGCAUGAAUGCUCAAACUCCAAUUCACAUAUAAGUGAUGGUAGUUAGUCGUCCCACAUCUCAGCAAUGUAUAUCAAGCUUAAGUUGAAUAUUCAAACAUGUAUGCUGUAAAAUGCCAUGAUUCAUAUGCAUGUUCACCCAGCAUAUUCCACUGUUCUGUAGGCCCAGGCCCAAGACAUUGGAGUCUGUAAAGCGUGAGGGACCAAAGGUGAGAGUUUGUUAAUGCAUUUAUUAAUUAGCCUAUAUUUCAUAGUUCUGUGAUAGUCAUCGAUCGAUUACCAUGGAACUAAAACUAAUUUCUCUCAUGCAUUCUAAUAUUUCAAAAUAUUUCCUUUUUGGAUGAAAUCAAGAUUAAAAGUAGGUAGUUUGUUAAUAUUAUGUCCCAUUGAUUUGAGUAUGAUUCCUUUUCUCUAUACAAUCAAUUUAUAUUCUACAGUGGGACCCUUCCAGACUGAAUGAAGAAAGCACAUUUGUUCUUGGGUCCAGAGCAAAUAAGUAAGUGGAAAUUAAGUGGAGAAUUAACAAUGUUCAAUUGACUCACACAAAAAAUAGAAAGAUAAUGGAAAUGAGUUACAUGGAGUGUUACAAUGUCCAACUGUAUAUUUGUCUGCAUUGUUUUUAUGGUAUGUUUCUAAUGAAUCCCAAAAUCCCUGCUUAUCUGUAGGGCUUUAGGAAUGGGUGGCACCAGAGGAAGGAUUUACAUCAAACAUGCUGAACUCUUCAAGGUAAAUCUCUCUCGCGGUCUCUCUCCUUCUCUCUCUCUCUCUCUCUCGUGAUGUACAUUUGGUUGUAUAUCAAACAUACAGAUCUGAUCCUACUGCAUUAUCCCAAAUGUGUUUUGAAUAACAAAAUAAGAGCAAUGAAACAGAGAGAAGUAAAGAAGCAUCAACUAAAAUAUUUAUUUUCCAGACGGUUUAAUUAGUAAUACAUUCAGAGAACAUGCCGGUUUAUUUCUCAAAUUUUAUGCAAAAUAUGUUGUCUCUGUCUAGAAUCAAAAUCGAUAUAUUUUGUCACAAAUGUUAAGAGGUUGAGUAAAAACUAUUUAGCUUAGAUAUUUUUUUUUGUAGUGAAUACUUACGGAGAGUUAUCAGGAAAGUAAGAAGACAGUUCUUCCUUAUUUUUACGAAUAAUAUCUGCUGUCCUUGGAAAUGGCAACAGUUGUUUACUUCGGUUACAGGUAUUCUAAUACAGUUUAGUAAUAGACAAGUCUUUGGCGCAAGAUUCAAGUGACGUUUUUUGUUGUUGUUGAACUUACUCUCUAUGCACUGACUCUAUGCACUGACUCUAUGCACUGACUCUAUGCACACACACACUGGUCUCUACACAAACACUCACACACAUGUACACUGACAUCCCAACACACUACAUACACCCACACACGCAUAACAUGCUCAGUCUAUUAUCUAUCCUGUUGCGUAGUCACCCUACUCCUACCUAUAUGUACACACUACAUAGCUACCUCAAUUACCUCGUACCCCUGCACAUCGACUCGGUACUGGUAUUCCCUGUAUAUAGCCAUAUUAUUUUUACUUGUUAUUGUUUUUCACUAUAUUUAUUCCUCAUGUCACUAUUUUUAUUUUAUCAAUAUCUAAAUGAGGCAAGAACUUGUCCGUGUAGACCGAUUUUAGGGUGUCCAAUCUCUCCAAAAGAAUGUGGUGAUCGAUGGUGUCAAAAGCAGCACUAAGGUCUAGAAGCACAAGGACUGACGCAGAGCCUUGGUCUGACGCCAUUAAAAGGUCAUUUACUACCGUCACUGGUGCGAUCUCAGUACUAUGAUGGGGUCUAAAAUCAGACUGGAGCGUUUUGUAUACAUUAUUUGUCUUCAAGAAGGCAGUGAGUUGCUGAGCCACAGCUUUUACUUAAACAUUUGAGAGGAAUGGGAGAUUCGAUAUAGGCCGAUUUUAUACCCAAAAAAAGAUCCGGACCAAGGAUUGGCUUUUUCAGGAGAGGCUUUAUUACUGCCACUUUUAGUGAGUUUGGUACACAUCCGGAGGAUAAGACACCGUUUAUUAUAUUCAACACAGGGGCGGCCAAGCACAGGAAGUAGCUCUUAAUAGUUUGGUUGGAAUAUGGUCCAGUAGAAAGCUGGAAGGUUUAGAGGCCAUGACUAUUUUCGUGAAUGUGUUUUAACUUUGGAAAGGGACCUGUAAGUAAGCAUUUCACUGUUAGUCUACACCUGUUUAUGAAGCAUGUGACAAAAAAUAUUUAUUUUGAUGAUUUGAUUUGAACUGCCAGGUGAAAGGUUCUAAAUACAGUAUAUAUACAAAAGUAUGUGGACACCCUUUCAAAUGAGUGGAUUCUGCUUUUUCAGCCACACCCAUUGCGGACAGGUGUAUAAAAUCGAGCACACGGCCAUGCAAUCUCCAUAGACAAACAUUGGCAGUAGACUGGCCUUACUGAAGAGCUCAGUGACUUUCAACGUGACACCGUCAUAGGAUGCCACCUUUCCAACAAGUCAGUUCGUCAAAUUUCUUCCCUGCUAGAGUUGGAAACGUCUAGAAGCAACAACGGCUCAGCCGCGAAGUGGUAGGCCUCACAGAACGGGACCGCUGAAGCACGUAGCGGGUAAAAAUCGUCUGUCCUCGGUUGCAACAGUCACUACCGAGUUCCAUACUGCCUCUGGAAGCAACGUCAGCAAAAUAACUGUUAGUCGGGUGCUUCAUGAGAUGGGUUUCCAUGGCCGAGCAGCCGCACACAAGCCUAAGAUCACCAUGCGCAAUGCCAAGUGUCGGCUGGAGUGGUAUAAAGCUUGCCGCUAUUGGACUCUGGAGCAGUGGAAACGCGUUCUCUGGAGUGAUGAAUCACGCUUCACCAUCUGGCAGUCCGACGGACAAAUCUGGGUUUUGCAGAUGCCAGGAGAACGCUACCUGCCCGAAUGCAUAGUGCCAACUUUAAAGUUUGGUGGAGGAGGAAUAAUGGUCUGGGGCGGUUUUUAAUGGUCAGGCUAGGCCCCUUAGUUCCAGUGAAGGGAAAUCUUAAUAGCAUACAAUGACAUUCUAGACAAUUCUGUGCUUUUUGGCAACCGUUUGUGGAAGGCCCUUUCCUGUUUAAGUAUGACAAUGCCCCGGUGCACAAAGCGAGGUCCAUACAGAAAUGGUUUGUCGAAAUCGGUGUGGAAGAACUUGACUGGCCUGCACAGAGCCCAAACCUCAACCCUAUCGAACACCUUUGGGAUGAAUUGGAACGACGAGCAGAAUUUCUAUGAUCUAUGUCAUCAUAGAAAGUAAUCAACAUUCUAAUCAUGCCUCAACAUUCUAUUGCUAUGGUCUCAACCUCUCUCUAAGUCCUUUAUGCCUAUCCUAUUAAUACAAAAAAUGUCCACCUAUUAGAACCUCCUAUAAAAAUUCCCCUGGCCUCAAGGUUUUGUGACGCUGACAUGAAUGGACCAGGUAGAUGACCUCUUGUUUCAUAUGUACAUUGGGAGCUAAAAACGGAAUUGCGGUAGCAGAUACAAUAAAUUAUAAACAGUAAUCAAUCAAAUCUAAAAGUCAAAGAAAUUUGGAAAGUAAUGGCCAUGUGCAUUGAAGGUUGCAUCACUGCUCUAUUAUGCUAACCAACCUGUGAGUGAGACAACCAUCUCCCAGUAUCCCCUACCAUAAACCAUUACAAAGCUUACAUGAUGUAAUAAUACUGUGUGUCUGUGUGUGUUUUCAGUAUGCGGCUGAUGCUCAGGACAAACACUGGUUGGCAGAGAGACAGCAUAUGAGAGCCACAGGUGGAAAGAUGGUAAGAGCUCUGUACCCAACUCUAACCUGGUUGCAGAUCUCUUUGUGCUUUAGCCAAACUCCUCUGUCAUGUUUGUUGUCAUGCAAAGUUGGCUAAAGGACAAACAGGUCUUUGUGGACGACCCUUCCAAAUUCGCAUACAAAUGUGAGUUAUACACUGAGUGUACAAAGCAUUAGGAACACCUGCUCUUUCUAUGGCAGACUGACCAGGUCAAUCCAGGUGAAAGCUAUGAUCCCUUAUUGAUGUCACUUGUUAAAUCCACUACAAUCAGUAUAGAUGAAGGGGAGGAGACAGGUUAAAAGGAUUUUUAAGCCUUGAGACAAUUGAGACAUGGAUUGUGUAUGUGUGCCAUUCAGAGGGUGAAUGGGCAAGACCAGCGGUUCCCAAACUAGAGGUCGUGACCCCAUGAAAAUGAUUCAACUCUAAAAGAUAAAAUUCAACCAGAGAGUGCCCUUAGACCAUUGCACUUGAAUCAUUCCUACGGUGAAUGGCUAAGCCCGCUACGCUAUGAAACCACACACUAUUGCAGAGACUUUGAUAUUACCGGCCGCAAUUGAUAUGGUGAAAGUAAUGUGUAGGGAGGCAGAGGCACAUAAACUCACAUUAAUACCUUUGUCAGAUAACACUGUUAAUCGAAUAAUUUAUGCUAUUGCUAGCAAUCAAGAGGAAACUGACUGAACGACUCAAACUCCCCAGCUUAAGCUCGGCCCUCACGUUAGCUGUGAGGGCAGAGAUGCCCAUGCAUUGACUUUUGUUCGCUAUACAUGUUGGGGGAUGCUUUUCACAAGGACAUAUUGUUCUGUCUCACGAUUCCCGAGCAUGAAACGGCACAGGGGAUGUUCAGUGUGCUGCGUGGCUAUAUUGACGAAAAACCGAUUCUGUGGGAUCGAUUGGUGGACUUUUGCACAGAUGGGGCUCCUUCUAUGGCGGGACGGCAGGCAGGCCUCUGCACUCUAGUUAUGAAUGUGUCUCCCUCUGCCAUAUGGACGCAUUGUAUGAUACACCGAGAGCAACUGAUGGCAAAAGAGCUGAGCGCAUAACUCUGCGAUAUACUGCAACAGGUAACUUUGAUUGUAAACUACAUCAAACCACAUCCACUGCGCACACGCCUGUUCACAAAACUACGUGGAGAUAUGGGAUCAGAGCAUGACAAUGAUCUGUUUCACACCAAGGCUUGGUGGUUAUCGAAGGGGAGUGUUGGAAAGAGUUUUCACAUUGAGAGAGGAACUGUUGUCAUUCACAAUGGAUGUAAAAAAAAAUAACUUGGUUGACUUUCUGUAUAAUGAAAAGAAAAUGUCUCCUUGCCUAUGUAACAGGUAUUUGGGAAACUGAAAGAACUGAACGCAAGCAUGCAGGGGAAAUACAAAAACAUUCUACAGAUGAGUGACCGACUCAGUGGAUUCAGAGGAAAGAAGUAUUUUUAAAAGCGAACUAUGCCACCUUCCUAACAGAAAACAGCAUCAGUAAGUGUCCCACUCGAGUGAUGACUGCUCACCUCCAAUGCUUGGAAGAGCAUUUUGGGACCUACUUCCCAAUCCAUUGGACUGUGAUUCUGGCUCAGUUGACAUGCCAUUAAGUGAAAUCGAACAGCUGAUCGAGCUGUCAUGUGACCGAAUACUGCAGACAACGCAUUCACGGGUCACUACGGAGGAGUUUUGGGCCCUGACUCAAAGGGAAUACCCUGCCGUCUCCCUCUGAGCAUUAAUGCCGCAUUCAAAACAACUGGGAACUCUGAAAUCUCCUACUUCAGUGCGUUCAAGACAACUGGGAACUCUGAUAAAAACAAGCUUCGACUAGGAAAAAUAGUUUUGAAUGGUCAUCCAACUCGGAAUUCCAACUCGGGAACUCGGGCCUCUUUCUAGAGCUCAGAGCUCAUGAUUUUACCCCGUAUUUUUCAAAGUUCCCAGUUGUUUUGAAAGCACCAUAAAAACUCAUGGUACCUUUCGCCAGCUCAUUGACUGUCAUAGCCCCACAUUUAAAAGUAUGUGAUGGUGAGUUGAGAAGAUAAUCAGAAAUACUGUUAAUGUUUUUCAAUUGACUGCCACAGCCCCAAAUAAAGUAAACAUUGGCUGUUAAUUACAUAAUUUUAUUCACAUGGUUGGGGCCGCAAGAAUUUUCGCAUCAAAAUGGGGUCGUGGGCCAUAAAAGUUUGGGAACCCCUGGGCAAGACAAAGAUUGAAGUGCCUUUUGAACAGGAUAUGGUAGUAGGUGCCAGGUGCACCGGUUUGAGUGUGUCAAGAACUGCAACGCUGCUGGGUUUAUAGUAAUUUAGUAUGUUAAAAGCUGCUUUUCUGUGUUGGAAUGGUGUGUGCAUACCCCAACAACAGAAUGCUGUGGGCGUAUACUGGUCAUAAUAAAUAUUAAUGUGAGUUGGCCAGCUCAUCCUCCUCUAGACCGCUGAUUGGCCAGCUCAUCCUCCUCAGGAGUAUGACAUGGUAAGCAUUUUCUAAACGGUCUGUGUGAGACAACUUUGAGGUGGGGUUUUUGAAGUUUUUUUUUCUUCUCCAAUUUAUGCAUUGGCCACAUUAUUUGGGUAUGCGUUAACAGAAUAUGAACAUUUAAAAGUUAGAUUUUCACUGGACAGUUACUUUAAGCUGCUUUCUGCUUCGUAAGCACUAGCUUCAAACAGCUUAAAAUACAAUAUCUUUGCUUAUUGAAAAUAUAUUUCACAGUGGUUUAAGAUUGUAUGAUUCUCUACACUUUUACUUAUUUUGUCACAGAAGCUGAAAUUAAGCGAACGUGAUAGAAUUUAGCAACCAGGUAAUGGCGGAGCGAUUUCUACAUAUUGUAAUGUAUGAACAAAUGCAAGCUAAUCUGAACAUUUAAUGAUUUUAUAGGCCUAUCUCCUUAUCGAAGAGGACGUCCAGGACCUUUCUCUGAGUGACGAUUACAAGUAAGGAAAACAUUUUGUCGGCCCACAUCUUAUCCAGUAAGUGUCAAUUAAUCUGUCAUUGAACUGAGUAUCUUCGAUGGAUAUUCACUUCUUAAACCAGGCACACUUAACCUGGUGGCCACAGAUGAGUUGGCCAUAGCCUACAGCUCAAACAGGCUAAAUCAAGCUCAAUGGGUGUUACACUGGUGUCAGGAUGAGAUUAUGAUUCUGUUGUGUGUUGUUUAUUUGAUGUUUUUUCCAGAGAUUGCCCCGACCUGAAAAUGACCCCAAUUGAAUUAAAGCCUUUUACGGUUCCCGGAUGGAUGAUUGAGAAGAUGCAGAAGGCCAUGGAG
Molecule: messenger RNA, 11077 nt
Organism: Coregonus sp. 'balchen'
Lineage: Eukaryota; Metazoa; Chordata; Actinopteri; Salmoniformes; Salmonidae
Source: the annotation of a GenBank genome assembly